Molecule: messenger RNA, 3632 nt
Organism: Hippocampus comes (tiger tail seahorse)
Lineage: Eukaryota; Metazoa; Chordata; Actinopteri; Syngnathiformes; Syngnathidae
Product: protein crumbs homolog 1-like
Exons: 9
Molecular function (GO): calcium ion binding
Source: RefSeq, a predicted model, not a curated record
GUUAUGAAGGCACAAACUGUGAGAUUGACACCGACGAGUGUGCUGAACAUCCUUGUGACAAUGAUGGGGAAUGUUUUGAACGUUCAAAUCUGAGUCACUGGGAGCUUGAUUGGGAACGAAGCUAUGCAAAUGCAGCUGGAUAUAUUUGCCAGUGUCAGUCAGGGUUUGCAGGACAGAACUGUACCAUUAACAUUGAUGAGUGUGACUCUGAACCCUGCCAUAAUGGAGGCACUUGUGCAGAUCAAAAAAAUGGUUAUGUUUGUACCUGCCCUGCCGGGUUUUCAGGUUUUCUUUGUGAAAUGAAUAUUGACGAAUGUGAAAGCCAGCCCUGUCAGAAUAAUGGCUGGUGCGAAGACGACAUUGCUUCCUACAACUGUCACUGUCCUGAGGUCAAUGUUGGUUAUUGGCCAUGGGGAGGCAAGGACUGCAGUGUUAAGCUUUCGGGCUGUGUCCGCCAUGAAUGUCAAAAUGGAGCCACCUGCUACCCGUGGUUUGAUGGAGUUGAACAUGGCCACACCUGUUUGUGCCCUCAUGGCUUCAUGGAUGAGCAGUGCUCUACGCUAACAACAUUCUCUUUCUCUUCCCCGCGGUUCAUUUUUAUUAACGUUUCUCAAGAGAUGAUCCAAACUGAGACCCAAAAUAAUGAAUUUGCAAUACAGUUCCGCUUCCGGACAACAUUGUUUGAUGUGUUACUCUUUUACAGAGGAGAUGUUGACACCUAUGUCCUGAUCGAGAUUGUGGAUGGUUUCCUUCACACAAAAGCACUUUCUGAUGGAGCUGAAGUGAAUUUGACCUUUCCUGUCGUUGUUAAUGACGGGUUUUGGAGAGAUAUUCAUGUAUUUGAGCAUAACAAAGGCAUUCGUUUGAUAAUGAAAGGACCUGGCUGUUACAGAGAUAACUGCAUAGCUGGAGAUGAAUCACCUUUCCAUACAUUGGAAACCCUCUCGCAUAUAUAUGUUGGUGGAGCAUCUGAAGAAAUGUUACUUAACUCCCUAAGUGAGGCAAACUUUAUUGGAUGCAUGGAAGACUUAAAGAUCGACACCCAACCGAUCCUCCUUCAAUCAUUUCAAGAGAAGGAAGUACAAAAUCAUGGAUGUCCCAAGACCGAAUGGUGUAAGCCUGAUCCCUGCUAUGGGAAUGGACAUUGUAUGGACCUGUGGACCAACUACCGCUGUGACUGCCAGCGUCCCUUCUAUGGUGAAAGAUGCACUGAAGAAUUACAGUCCUGGACAUACAGCCAUGAGGACAGUGUGAGUUUUAGCUUGUAUGAUAUCGGCAAGAGCCAUGGGAGGGACUUUCAAGUGUCCUUCUUUUUGAGGUCACGAAAGAUGGACGGGCUGAUCUUUCAGCUGAGAACACCCAAGGAAGAAGUCUACUUUUCCAUUUAUCUAAAUAUGGGGAGAAUUUUUAUCAGCUCUCGGACCAACAGUUCCCCCUUAACAGCUCCCGUAUUUUUGACAACGGGAGAGAAGCAAUUCCUUCUGGUAGAAGUCCAGCAAAGGCACGUUAUCUUUGCGCAUGCAAGUCUUCGUUAUGGAAUAGGGACCAUACCUGAUGUGAGCAUUAAGAGCGGGGAUCAGGCUUACUUAGGAGGACUACCGGAAAACUGGGACUCUAAUCCUUGGGGGGGGCAUUAUAAAGGUUGCAUCCAGGACUUUCGUUUGGAUUCAAUGCAUCUGGAGGUGGAUACAUGGAACGAUCAAAAUGGAGAGGACAUCUAUUUAUCAAGUGAAGCUGAAAAUGUCAAGAGAGGCUGCAUCAGCGAUCAGACUUGCAAGAUGAGUCCUUGUCAAAACGGAGGCGAAUGCACAUUCUCAUUCAAUGACUUCACAUGUUUGUGUCCGGAGGACUACACAGGCGUUACUUGUGAAACUCGAAUAUGGUGUGUCAGCGAUCCUUGUUUAAAUGGUGGCUACUGCGUCAACCUCGUUAAUAGAUAUGAAUGUAUAUACAAUGCAACAUUCAACAACAGUCCUGUACAGUUCAGUGCUGGAGAUUCCUUGGCUGAACCGGUAUCUUCAAUAUACAUGGAGCUACGGACCCGUUCUGAGAGUGCAGUUCUUUUGAAGGCCUCAAAGGGUUCUGACCUGCUGAUAGUAGGUCUGCUUGACUCCUCAAUCUGGGUUGAGAUCCACAUAGCCACCAGACCUGAGUUACUGAUCUUUACCGGAGAGCGCAAAGUGAGUGAUGGCAGGUGGCAUCGGGUAAAUGUAUCCAUGGCAAAGCAAGAUCACAAAGCUUCUCACUGGCUAAUUACUGUGGAUGGAAUAGUUGACGCCAGCAGCCUACCUAAGACCACAGGCAGUUUACACUUUCUCCAUGAUCAAAGUUCUGUUCUCACCAUAGCAGAGAGCUUUAUCGGGUGCUUAGGAGCAGUAAGGGUCGGAGGAGUUUAUCUUCCAUUUGUCAGUGACUUCAACACUCCACAGCAAUCUCCAUUCCGUUUACUUGGAAAACAAAAACUGUAUUUGGGCUGUAGCGGUGUCCCUGUUUGCGAUUCAGAUCCGUGUCGAAAUGGAGCUACAUGUCAUGAUCUCUUUAAUAAAUAUAACUGUCAGUGUGACUCAGGUUGGGAAGGACAUCUCUGUGAGACAGAAACUGAUGAUUGUGUUUCCCACCCUUGUGCUCAUGGGAACUGUCAAGACUACUUAACUGGUUUUGAGUGUCUGUGCCACCCUGGAUAUUCAGGAACACUCUGUGAUGUGGAUAUUAAUGAGUGUGAACAACAUGCUUGUAAACAUGGAGGCACCUGUCAAGACGGAACCAACAUGUACACCUGUUCAUGCCCAAAAGAUUACAGCGGUCCACUAUGCGAGUGGGACUAUCCACCACUACAAUGUGGUAAAGAUGUGCUUUGUGCAAAUGAUGGAAUCUGCAAUGAUGGCCUCUGGGGAGCAAACUGUACAUGCGUUCCAGGAUUUAAAGGCAAAAGAUGUGAACUGGAGAUUGAUGAGUGUGGCUCCAACCCCUGUCGACAUGGUGCGACGUGUUUGGAUCGGUUAAAUAUGUUUGUGUGUGAAUGCCCACCAGGAUACAGUGGGCCAGUCUGUGAAACCAAUACACAAGCCAAUAAACAAGAAAUGGCCUGGCUGGUCACGUCUGUCACCUUGUUGUUCCUCUCCAUGCUAGUUUUAAUAUGUGGUUUGACCUUCAUGAUUUUAACAACAAGAAAGAAGCGCCAGUCAGAGGGAGUUUACAGCCCCAGCUCUGAAGAGCUGGCCGGGGCUCGGUUGAAGAUGGACAGAAUGCUCAAAAUUCCACCAGAGGAAAGACUCAUUUGACAGAAGUCAUCGACCAUAUGGAAAAUAUCAAACUUUUGCAGUUUGUAUCUGUUUUAUAGUGAACAUAGUAUUGCAUUUGAGAGUCCCAGAUAUAAGGUAAAUUUGUACAGCAUGAAACUUGUAUAUUUUGUGAACUUAAAAGAACAGUAUAUGACAGUAAUUCCAUAUACAGCAUCCUUUGUAGAUGUGUGCCGUGUCAAACUUACAUGAGUUCAACAACCAUCAGUAAACUUAUAUAUUGCAAGCAGGGACUGCUGUGACCUAAAUUUGGCCUGAGAAUAGUCGUCAGCGUGGGGGUGGAGGUUUGGGGCGGCUUGGUAUGGUUGUUGGUCAACAUGCUUGGAAAAAAAA